AUGGCCAGCUUCAAUCCCAUGCCGGCGCUGUCGUCGGGCGCCACCACCGGCCAAGAUGCCACUAUGGCCAUGACGGCCCCGGACAUGGACUCAUCCAACUUCAUGGCCUUUGACGACUCACUGCUCGACCCCGUCGGCAUUGCGCAGAUGCCCUUCACCCCAAACCCUUACGACUUCGAAACCUUCAGCACCACCUUCGAAGACCCCUUUUCCUACCCGGCCCGGCCCUUCGAGGGCGCAGGCAUCAGCGUGCCUGAUGCUGAUGCGUAUAACAUCGACCCUCAAUCCCCGCCAGAUCUUGACAACAAGCUCCUAGGCUUCGGCGCGCCGAUCCCAGGCAAGGCCACCCUGCUCACCGACUCCGGCCAGUACGUCGAGCCGUCCAUGACGGGCGAGCUGUACGGCAUGUUCUUUGUCGCCGAGGACGUCUUCGGUGCCGACAGCAGCACGGCGGGCCGCCCGCUCGAGCUGACGUGCUAUCGCCGAAACCUCUGGCAGAUUUCGGGCCAGAUCACGCUGCCGCGCCACGUGACGCAGUACGUCGACGACCAGGGCCGGCGUGCCGCCGUUGUCGAGCUGGCCGCGUCGAUUACUGCUGUGGAGAGCAUCGAGGGCCGCGUCGCCGAGAUGAUUACCAUCCCCUGGCGCGGGGGCAAUCCCCCCCUCGGCGCCGAGGAGACAAAGGUUGUGAGUGCGCCGCCCGUGUUGCCGCUUGAUUUUGGCGGCGGCGGGCAGGAGGUGGAUGGCGGGAACAGGGUGUCGGUGCCCGUCGCGUGGAAGAGGCUGCAGUUCAAGCAUGCCACGGCGAAUAAUGGACGGAGGAAGGGAUUGCAGCAGCAUUAUGUGGUACAGAUUAACCUGCUGGUGAAGAGCAAGGGCGGGGAGUAUAUCAAGGUCGCUGAGAUCCAGUCCGGGCCUGUGAUUGUCCGGGGACGCAGCCCGAGGAACUUUGAUAAUCGCAAAGAAGUGCCGCUGGGAGACAAGAGGCCGCUGGAGAGGAGGCAUACCGAUGGCUCGGGCGGGAAACAGCAGCAGAGGCAGGAUGAGGGCGAUCCGGCGCAGAAACUACAACGGUACAACUCGAUGGGUAACCAAUCACCGGCGGACUGGGCGACCCCCUAUCCGUCCACGACACCGAACCAGCAGCACGCCAGCAAAAAGCAGGCCAUCACGUCUCCGAGCCUCAACCGACCGCCAGUGCCCUCCUGGGGCUCACUCGACUCGGCCGGAAACCCGAAACGCACCAACAGCCAAAUGUCGAACCCAAUAUCAACAGCCAACAACACAUCGCACCGCAACAGCAGCAGCAGCAGUGCAACAGGACCCCAGCCGAUCCCACUAAACCUCAACUCCUCCGAGGACGAGCGCAGCCCCCCGAACCGCUCCAGCUCAAACGACAGCUCCCAGAGCCCGCAGCUCGCAAAAUCAUCCAUGCUCCUCUCCACAGGCGGCACAGGCCUAACCGGCCAGGGCGGGCAGGUGGGCGCGGUGCGCAACCCGCUCGCGAGCCCGCCAGAGACGGAGGAUAUGUUGUACGAGUAUUUCCCGCUCAGUCUCGACGAUUGGAUGCCGCCCGUCGACGCAAUCUACCGACCCCAUGUCGUCCAUCACACGAUUGUCCCGCCCGAGGUUAAAGCGCAGCAGAUACGGAGUAAGGCCAAGCGGUACUUUGCUGCUGAGUGAAGGAUUGGGUGGGAGUACAACUUGAAAAUGAUGGGGCGGGAUUGAGAUGGGGUAUUCCCGCGGAUUUUGCGUGGUGUCUUGUGGAAGAGGUGCUGUGUCUCAACCGAGGGAGUACAGGGUUGCUAUGGUGGAGGUCAAUUGCACGGAGCGAAUGCCUAGCGUCCGGGGGUCGGCAAAGCAAGAAGGCGGUGCAGCGGUUUGGGAGGACGGUGAGCAUACUGCGGUUUCUUCCGGGUUGUGCUUGGAGUCAGGGAGCUGUAACCUGUAUAUAUGAAUAAGUGGGCGGGGUUGAGGACAAAAUCGUUGUGAGCCGGAGGAGGAAUAGGGGUAUGGGUGGAU
Parathielavia appendiculata is the source of this 2022-nucleotide messenger RNA. RefSeq names its product p53-like transcription factor. The transcript has 4 exons. Gene Ontology annotation, molecular function: DNA binding; DNA-binding transcription factor activity. The coding region runs from base 1 to 1683 and encodes 560 amino acids. Gene Ontology annotation, cellular component: nuclear chromosome. The record is from RefSeq and is a predicted model, not a curated record. Gene Ontology annotation, biological process: meiotic cell cycle; positive regulation of transcription by RNA polymerase II. NCBI's taxonomy places the organism in Eukaryota, Fungi, Ascomycota, Sordariomycetes, Sordariales, Chaetomiaceae.